Molecule: messenger RNA, 1737 nt
Organism: Polychytrium aggregatum
Lineage: Eukaryota; Fungi; Chytridiomycota; Chytridiomycetes; Polychytriales
Exons: 1
Coding region: 155-1621 (488 amino acids)
Source: RefSeq, a predicted model, not a curated record
CCUGGACCAAUCGUGUGGCUCGGAGACCGGUGCGCAGCCCACUUCCAGCUCACAGGUCCGCAUCAGGACCGCUUCUGCGUCAUGGAUAUAGCCGCCCAACAGCGGCCAGCGGCCCAGUCCUGCAAGUUCGCCGCCGCUCCAGACCACGACCACGAUGCUGCUGGGAACGAUCCUGCCAUACGACAUUGAGCUCGCCAUUAUCGCGCUGCUGCCGCUCGAGUCGCUCCUCAAGCUCAAGGCCACCUGCCGUCGACAUUACCACUCCACCAACUUCGAGAAGGGCUCUCUCAACGACCACAUCCUGCAGCACAGCCUUCGUCAGGCACCCACCAUCCCGCUGCUCUGGGCCGUCGACAUCCACAGCGGGGUCCUGUGUCACCUCCUGCUCACCGCCGGGGUCUCGGAGCACUUUCCCCAGGUCGUUGUGGACGAAUACAACCUGGUGCUGACCCUGGAGCAUGCCAUCUGGAAGCGCAGCGCGCGGGUCUUUGAGGCCGUCUGCACCAGCGAGCGCUUUGCCCAGGAGGUAACAUGUGCGCAACUGUCGCCGCUGCUGGACCGGCUGCUGGCUGCGAACCUGCCCGAUGCCGAGGGUUGCGUUCGGGGCCUGUUGCGUGCCUGCGAGCUCAAGCGUAUAUCGCCCCGACCGCGAGCUUGCAGCAUGCCUCAGCCAUCGCUGUCGUUGGUACCGGCGCCAAUGGUGGUCCUGGAAACGCCCGAGUUCCCGGCGGCUUCUGGGAACGAGCCGAACGACUCGGAAGCCGGCGGCGUCGAUGAGAUUCCCACGGGCCUGAUCCCGAUCGCAAUGGCACCAGGCAGCAGCAGUGCGAUGCAGCAGCAACAGGAGCAACAGUCACCAGCACCACCACCAGCACCACAGCAAACCGAGAUUGUUGUUGCCACAAACGUGCCACCUCUUCCUCCGUAUCCGCCUCAUGACCAGCCGGCCGAAGAAUAUGCAGGAUCGAUGCAUGCUCUGCUGUCCCCAUCGACCGCCUCAUCGGUGCAUCUUUCACCACCGACAACACCUCCCCCAUCGCCGCAGAUAGAUCAUCACGAUAUUCACCAAGACACCGACAAGAGCGACCUGGCGGAUUGCACCGAGUUCGAGAUCGAGAGCGACAACGCUUACCCUGUUCGCCAUCACCAGCACGACCUCUGCAACGGACACAUGGCCGCGAUCAAGGAGGCCGCCAUGCGUUUCGACUGGCAAACGGCACACCUCAUCUUCCACCAUCUUGACAUGAUUGAGUGCUCCGGUUGCAGCUAUGGUUGCAGCUGCGGUUCAUAUUGCUGUUCCUCUUGUUCCCCGUUGCCACCUUUGUCGCCCAUGGCCGCCGCGGCUACUGUCGGCAAAACUCGAGGACUCGGUCGCAAUGGCUUUGGCGUUGGUGGUGGUGGUGGAUACUUGGUUCUGUGGCGACAGACAGCACGCUCCGGCAUCUUGCUCUGGAAUGGUCUCUUUGGAUGGCCGCUGCGGAUCAUGACUUGUUGCCUUGGAUGCACCGGGAUCCUGCUGCGGCGGACACAGAGCUGGCUCGGAGGCAUGCUCCGGAGAAUGACACGACGCAUGUUCCUGCAGCCCGCGACAUAUUACCUAAACCUGCGGCUGAUUGGCUAAAGAGCCGGCAGAUUUGUGACGAGCAUGCAUCCCGACCGGGUGCAGCCGGAUGAGCAGCUCUUUCUGCAUGUGAAGGAGGUCAAUAUAGCUGCCAUCGCAUAGACAAUGCCGCGACC